Staurois parvus is the source of this 320-nucleotide messenger RNA. The record is from the annotation of a GenBank genome assembly. Lineage: Eukaryota; Metazoa; Chordata; Amphibia; Anura; Ranidae.
CAGGGGCGGACUGACCAUUCAAGCACUCGGGCACUGCCCGAGGGCCCGGGGUCAGUAGGGGGCCCCAUGAAAUGCCCCUGGUACCUUUUAUAGGCUUUUUUGGUGUGGGCAAGGACACAGGGGCCCCAUGAUCCCCUAUUGCCCGGGGGCCCCAUGAGUCCACACCUGCAUAGGACCAAUCCUUUCCAUUGCCAAGCACUACAGGCAAUCUUAAGGUGCAAAUGCGCCAAGUCUUGUCUAUGGCUGACAAAGUUGCACAUGUAUGUACAGAUUAUUUUCCGUCAGGACCGUGGAUAAGGGAGUACCAUCAGUCCUCCUAU